Messenger RNA from Entelurus aequoreus (snake pipefish), 3099 nucleotides. It is a transcript of the gene msh5, whose product is annotated as mutS homolog 5. Gene Ontology annotation, molecular function: mismatched DNA binding; ATP binding; ATP-dependent DNA damage sensor activity. The coding region runs from base 292 to 2802 and encodes 836 amino acids. NCBI's taxonomy places the organism in Eukaryota, Metazoa, Chordata, Actinopteri, Syngnathiformes, Syngnathidae. Gene Ontology annotation, biological process: chiasma assembly; mismatch repair. Gene Ontology annotation, cellular component: nucleus. The transcript is spliced from 23 exons. The record is from RefSeq and is a predicted model, not a curated record.
UCUUAAUAACUUCCCUAGGUACUUUUUGACAAUUAUUAGAUAAUUGACGAUUUACGUGUUGUCUGACGUGAAUAAUUUUUUAUCUAAAUCCAUUUCGAGGGAAGUAAAGUUGUUCCUUUGCCAUUUAGCCAAUCGCUAAUGUAGUUUUGACUGUCAAUAAAAGUGCCUCCUAAUUGUCACAUAGUUUUAGACAUAAUUAUUCAGAUAUGCCAUAUUUGAACUGCUAGCCAAACGUGAUAUUUUCUUUUACAUACCAUAUUGUUAGUCUGCCUUGUUCACACCUGUCAAUCAAUGGCUGCGAUGGAAGACUUGGGAGGAGGAAGAGGAAGUCUUAUAUUUGGUUCCACUGAUGAAGAGGAGGACUCGUCUGAGAUUUUAAUGAGCGUUUUGGCACAAAAUGGCCAAGUGGGCCUCUGCUUCUAUGACAGUAAAGACUCUUCCGUUCACUACAUGGUGGAUACGCCAUAUAACCAUGAGCUCCAUCUGCUGGUGAGAAUCAUCCAGGAGAUUUCUCCUCAAGUGAUUGUCACCAGUGCAAAACAGGAGCGCUGUAUGACCCGCUUCCUGCUACAACUGGGUUCAAACCCGGAUUACAAGCCAGAGGUGGUUACCUAUCCAUAUGUUGACUUUGGUCUGGAACUCAGUAAGCAGAGAUUACUUUCAGUCCAUCUGCCUUUUCUUCCUGCCUCCAUUUCAGAGACAGACAAGUUGGCCUACCUCUCCUCCUGUAUUUCACUUGACUCCCCACUAAUGCUGAGGGCACUUGGAGCUCUUCUAAAAUGUCUGGACAGGAGAAGAGUGGGAGUUGAGCUGGAAGACAGCAGUAUUGGCGUUCCUAUCCUGCAGUUUCAUGCCUACACACUCAAGGAUGUUGUGUACAUUGAUAAAGAGGCAUACAGUGUCCUGCAGAUAUUUAAAUCAGAGCUCCACCCAUCGGUGUACAAGCUUCAUUCGGGCGAAAAAGAAGGAUUUAGUCUUUAUGGAAUACUAAACUGCUGUAAGUGCAAGUAUGGCUCCAAACUUCUACGUCAGUGGUUUCUGCGCCCAACCGUGGACCUCGCUGUGUUACACCGGAGACAGGAAGUUAUCCGCUUCUUUGCACAACCUCGGAAUUCAGACUCCAUGAGCACCCUGCAGUCGUCGCUACGUAACAUCAGAAACAUCCCAGUAAUUAUGACCAAAAAAACCACAACUACACCUGUGACUGUUUACCGCCGCAAAAGGCCUGAUUAUGUGUUACAGACGCUUCUACGCAGGAUGUCUCUCUCACACACCAAAAUAACAGACUGGCAGAAUCUCUACAAGACCGUGUUCAGUGCAGUGUGUAUUAGAGACAUGGUGCGUCACCUCCCUCAGUCCAUUCAUCUUUUCCGGGACAUCAGUGAAGGCUUCUCUGAUGACCUCCACCACAUCGCCUCUCUCAUCAGCCGCGUGGUGGACUUCGAAACCAGUGCAGCCGAGAAAUGUCUGUCCAUCAAACCAAAUGUAGAUCCCGCAAUUGAUGAGAAGAAAAGGCAGAUGGCGGGCUUGUCGGACUUCCUGACUGAUGUUGCGAGAAGAGAGCUGGAACACCUGGAUACCAGCAUCCCCUCCUGCUGUGUCAUCUACCUCCCUCUGAUUGGGUUUUUGCUGUCCAUUCCUCGGUUGCCUAGCAUGGUGGAGAAAGAAGACUUUGAGUUACAGGGGCUUGAUUUCAUGUUUCUUUCAGAAGAUCGCUUGCACUACCGCAGCCAAAGGACUAAGGAGCUUGACAAUCUUCUGGGGGAUUUGCACUGCGACAUUAAAGACAUGGAGACAGCAAUCAUGACCCAGCUGCAGAACGCCAUCCUGGAAAGGAGUGCCGCCCUGUAUAAGGUUAUGAAUCUGGCCGCUGAGCUGGACUGUCUGAUGGCGUUGAGUAAAGCAUCCCAGGAGUACGGCUACACCUCACCCAAGCUUGUCAACCAACGGAAAAUCUUAAUCACUCAGGGCAGACACCCACUUUUAGAGCUGUGCUCUUCUAUGUUUGUGGCCAACUCGUUUGAGAGCAGGGAGUCACAGGGUAGAGUCAAAAUCAUUACAGGACCCAACUCAUCCGGAAAGAGCAUCUACCUCAAGCAGGUGGGUCUGAUUGUGUUCAUGGCUUUAAUUGGCUCUGACGUGCCUGCAAAGGAGGCAGAGAUCGGCCUGGUAGAUGGAAUAUUUACCUGCUUGCAGGGCAGAGAGUCUGUGUCUGUAGGCCUGAGCACCUUCAUGGUUGACCUUAACCAGACUUCCAAGACACUGAACAGCAGCACGGGCAACUCAUUAGUCCUCAUUGAUGAAUUUGGAAAAGGGACAAACACUGUGGAUGGCUUGUCCUUGCUGGCCGCAUCCAUCUCUCACUGGCUGAGAAAAGCUCCAGCGGAUGUUCCUCAUGUCUUGUUGGCUACCAACUUUCACAGUUUGCUGCAGCUGGGCAUCUUACCCACUUCCAGCCUCUUAUGUCCUCUGACUCUAGAGACAGCAGUGGACGGGGAGGAUUUGGUGUUUCUGUACCAACUGAAGGAAGGCAUCUGUCAGUCUAGUUACGCCGCCAACGUGGCGAGACUGGCCGGCCUGCCUGCCAACCUUGUACGGAGAGGGGUGGAGGUUUCUGAGCUCUACAGGACAGGAAGACCGAUUCAACGUGUGGACCAUGUGUCAUCAGACGAGCAGGCAAACAGGUGCAGGACUGUGGUGGAGAAAUUUUUGAGCCUGGAUCUGGAAGAUGACAGCGUUGACGUGCAGAGCUUUAUGAAAGAGGAGGUUCUGCCCUCUGCUGGACAGUUGCUGUACAACUGAACUGUCCUGCGUCAUCACAAAGCUUCCAAAUUUGAGACAAGAAUUCUGACGCUUUUGUAGUUACCAAUAUUGCUCUCAUGUUUCGUUCUUCUAAAAACAAUACGUUAAUAUCUUCAAUUCAAGAGUUAAAUGCUAAAUUGUUUUCAGCAAAGUUGUGCUUUCAGAUUUAUUUUGUAACAGGCCAUGCCAAAGCCUGUGUAACUGAUGAUUUGUCAUCUUCACCAUGUGGGUGUAGUCCUUUUUUUUUUUUUUUUUUACAUUGGCAGCACACAGUGAAUAAACGUUGGCUUCCGUCAA